AUGGGAGCGCGAGCAGCCGCAGAAAUGUCGUCCGUCCGCGCGCUCAUGCGGCUUGGGCGACUCAAGUUCAUCCCGUCCUCCUCCAUACUCGCCCUCUUAGGCGCACUCUCACGUGACAUUAACCACCACGGCCCUGGCGGCGGUGACGGCGGACUCACUGAGCCGCGCUUCCGCAUCGAAGCGUUCGUUCCCGUGGCGCUCAUCGUCGCUUGCUCACACGUGAUGACGCAUUUUUGCAGCGAGUAUUUCGACUACGCCGCAGAUGUCGCCAACAAUCACCGCGGAAAGUGGAACGGCGGUUCCGGCGUGCUUCCUGCCGGCCUGCUGCCGCGUUGGACGGCGCUCAUCGCGGCGGGCGUGCUGUUCGCCGGCAGCAUCGGCGCGCAGCUCGCGUUUUUCAAAGCGUCGGCGCAGUACGUCGCGUGGGCCGCCAUGUUCCUCUCGUGCGCGUACGCCGCGCCGCCCUUCAAGCUGCAGUAUCGCGGCUUCGGCGAAGCGACGGUGGCAGUCGUUCUGACGUGGUGCGUUCCCGCGAUGGGUGCGCUAAUGCAGCGGCCCGACGACGCGUUCGUGCUUCCGACGUCGCUGCGCGCGAUCAUCCCGCUGUUAUUCGUCCAGCAAUUCGUGCGGAUGAUGGUCAUGAACCUUCCCGACAUCGAAUCGGACCUCCAAUGCGGCAAGAUCACGUUGACCGCGCGAAUGGGGCCCGAGCGGGUUGCGCGUUUGUAUCGAUUCGCGCAGUACGCGAUUGGUGUCGUGGCGGUGGGAUUGUUCGGUUCGGGGCACAUGACAAAGGUGCUGACAGGAGGAAAAAAGGGCAGCGAGACGGAAAUGAGGGGAAAAGGAAAGUGA
Messenger RNA from Closterium sp. Naga37s-1, 852 nucleotides. The record is from the annotation of a GenBank genome assembly. NCBI's taxonomy places the organism in Eukaryota, Viridiplantae, Streptophyta, Zygnematophyceae, Desmidiales, Closteriaceae.